AUGAGCGGAAAGCAAACUGCCAAAUCUGCGACAACCACUGCGGUAUCUCCUUGCCGAACAUCGCCGGGAAACUCUUUGAUCGCAUCCUCUCUCAACCGUCUGAACAACCGCCUAAAACAGGGUCUUCUGCCGGAAAGCCAGUGCGGCUUCCGUCCUCAUCGUGGGACCACGGACACAAUCAUCGCUAUUCUCGUGCAUAUUGUUGAUUCCGGCCAACGUAUGAUCUGCCAUCAUCGUGGGAGAACGGACAUGAUCUUCGCCGCCCGUCAACUUCAGGCGAAGUGCCAGGAGAUGCGUAUCCACGUGUACUUUACCUUCGUGGAUCUGACGAAAGCCUUCGACACGGUGAAUCGUGAUGGACGGUGGAUGAUCACGCAGAGAUUCGGCUGUCCCGAACGAUUCAUUCAGAUGGUGCGUCAACUCCACGACGGCAUGAUGGAGCGCGUCACAGACAGCGGAACUGUAUCAGAGGCGCGACCCUCGCAGCCUGGUAUGCGCUGGCAGUUCCCUGACACCUGGUUCCCUUCCGGCAGAUGCGCUUACGCUCCCGCUGGGUAUACAGGUGGUGGGCAUGGCUGCCCAGUCAUCCUUGUUCUUAUGACCCCUGUUGGGGCGUUGUUGUUGUUGUUGUUGUUGGGGGUGAAAAAUUCUGGGCAGGUGUAUGUUGUAGACUUGGGGGUGUAGUGGCAGGCCUAGGUGCGUGUCCGGCCAUGCCAACCAUCUGCGUCCUCCCCCGCCUCUUGUCUUGACGCCUGGCACAGGUGGGGAAUGCGGAGGAGAGAGUGCGGUAGAUGCUGCGCAAGUCUACUAUCAAUAGAAGCCGAAUCACGCGCAAGUCUCCGUGCCUGCUGCACCUUGCUGUGUAGCACAAGGUGGAUGUCGUCAGGACUGACGGUCGAGCUGUCAGGUGAUGCUUUUAAAACAGUCUUUGACGUGGAACAUUUGGAUGUCGAACAUCUCCAACGAUUCAUGCAAAUGUUGAACCCCCAUUUCUGUUAUGCAUAUGUUCAAGGCUCGCUACAUACUUGAGUGACACUAUCCAGAAAGGGAUGACUAAGGAAGCAUAAAAUGCAUAUAACAUGCCUGGAAUAUUUCAUUUUCGCAAGCUAGGUUAUAGAAACUGCGGAUGACAUCUAAAAAUAAUACUCUGAUUCUUGUCUCAAAAAAUUAAAUUUACAAUUUUAUACAUCGAAGAUGUUGUGUCCCACUCGGUAUAUAAAAUAAAACUGACUUUUCAACAGUGCCACCUAACUGAUGCUCUUUCUACCAAUCCUUAUUAUGUAAUAAAGUAGGGCGCAGAUAUGCGCACUCCCUCCAAUCCAUCUUCCAACGGUGUAUUUUAUGCAUUAAAGCAAGCAUUCCGCGCAAAUUCGACUUUUGUUUCAUAUAUUUACAUAUAGAUCAAAGAACACCACGAUCAAUUUUAUGCAAGGUUCCACUCCAGUGUUUCAAGUGACUCUGUGCCAUAUUUCGUGUCAGACCGGGAAAAAUUUUUAUCUGCAGGGACCAAUGAAGCUGGCAAAGAGACACCAGUCGCAUAGACAGAUAUAUGCAAGCUAAUGGUUGGGUAUAAAUGACGUGGCCCUAGACUAGGCUCUAUUUUUAUUAGACCUCAUCCCACCUCAACGAACUCUGUAAUGGGAGGACAGUCACCGAUCAGGUAACAGGAGAGGAUUGUCGUGUUAUCCCUUGUGACUCAGUCCGGAGCCCUCGAAGGCAGUACCGAGGAAGAGAAGGGAGAUUGAGACGGCAUUUAGGGCCUAUUAGACGUUGCCAGCCAACCACACCCUACCACACACAGCAUUUCCGAUCUCAUCCGACAGCGCAAUGAGCUCGUGGCUAAAUCUUAGAAUGCUGGACCACUUAACGCUCAAUGAUCAAAGAGCCUAUACCACUAGUCGCUGUUCAAUUGCCUGUGAGGGUUCUAGUUUGAUCCCCAAAGGACAACGGGACGGGCACGUUCCGUGGCCCGAUCGGUGAGCGCUCAUCUAUCAUAAUUAGUAUUUCCGAUCACAACCGCUAAUAAAACGGACUUAUGGCUCAAUGGUAGACUGUCACACCGAAUGAUCAAAGAUCUCGGGUUCAAAUUUCAGGUGAUCCACAUCUGGGUUUAUGUAUGACUGGCUGGCGACGCCUUAUAAGCCAGAAAUAGCUGCUUCUGGUGUGCUUUGUUUUCAUCAGUACUCCUUUAAGCGGUUUUUCCUUCUUAAGCAUGCUCUCUCUGAUGGGAUUGGUGAGUUCCCGACGAGGUGCCACGGGAACAUAUCAUUUCUGUUAAAGUAUCUGCUUUCCUUGCGGGCCUAUAACAUUUAACAUUUGUUUCAGAUUAUCUUAAGUUGCCGGCUGCGAAUUUUUUAAAUUACUGCUUCUAUUGUAUGAGGGACAAGGGGUAUUUCCUCAUUCCAUCGGUUUCCGAUGACCUUACACACUUCUCAGCUUGCAGCUGAUUCUACCUCCCCGAACUAACCUCAUGGGAUAUUGGCCGAAAUUGUAAAAUGCCUAUUCGACUUGGAAGGAUUACUUAAGGGAGCUUGAUAAUACCGAAUAUCUCGUGGCAUAGUGCUGCCCGGUGACCGCUGUCGGCAAAAAUGUCUAUUUAUAUAGUAGACCAUUUUUCCAUUGAUUUUCGAUGCCCCUGCAAAUUUGAAUAUAUUUUGUACAGCAUAUGCAUAAAAAUAUUUUUUAUUGCGCUCUUUUGAUAGCAAAUCCUGACUUCUCCAAAUUUAUCCCCAAAGGAAGGGCAUCUUUCUGUUUGAAAAAGUUUCUUGUGAUGAGGUUUUCAUGACUGUGCAAUAUCCAUUCCAAUAACAUCGUGUCUGUUUGUUCAACGAUACUCCUCAUGGAGUUUGCGGCAUAGUCUACAGUCUGUUGCAAAACGUCAUGAGCUCUACAGCAGAUGUGCCAACUCAUGAAAUGGCAACCCAAAUUUCGAAAUGCGUUCUCGGUUCGAAAAGAUAAAUUAAGUAGUGUUGUAAAACUAAUCAUGAUGCAGCAUAAGUCUAUAAUUAUCCAGUUACCUCAGGGUGUCGGCUUUCGAACGAACUUAUUUUCGGCUGCAUGCGAGAUCUAUACUCUGCAAAAAAUUACUACAUAAGUAGCAUGCAAUUUUCUCAUUGAUUUUCGAUGUCCUUGAAAAUUCAAUUAUAGUUCAUGGAUAACAUGCAUAAAUAUAUCCAUUCUUUUACUUAUUCGGUAGAAAAUCACGUCUUCUUCCAAUUUCAUACUCAAACGAAGAGUAUAAUACGGUUUUAAAAAAGUUUCUAAUUCUGAGAUUUUUUAAUACCGUUAAAUGGCCGUUCAUGAAACGUCAUGUAUCUGCAUUUACGAAUGUGGCUUGUAAAGUUAAAAAUAUUGCUCAAAUCCACUGCUUAAUUUUAUGAACUUCAUAUGGUAUCCUCUUAACACCAUAGAGAAAUGCAUGGUUUUCCGUACACGGAAAAUAUACAGCUAAUAUUUAGUUUGGAAACCCUGAAUGCAAGUGUAACAGCAGGUCGGGUUCAAAAUUAUUCGGGAAUUAAAAAAGUUUUUUUUAAAACCGAAUUAUACCCUUCCUUUGAGUAUGAAAUUGGAAGAAGACGUGAUUUUCUACCGAAUAAGUAGAAGAAUGAAUAUGUUUAUGCAUGUUAUCCAUGAAAUAUAAUUGAAUUUUCAAGGACAUCGAAAAUCAAUGAGAAAAUUGCAUACUACUUAAAUAGUAAUUUUUGCAGAGUAUAGAUCUUGCAUGCUGUCGAAACUAAGUUCUUUCGAAAGCCGACACCCUGUGGUAACUGGAUCUUCAUAGAUUAAUGCUGCAUCAUGAUUAGUUUUACAACACUACUUAAUUUAUCUUUUCGAAACGAGAACGCAUUUCGAAAUUUGGGUUGCCAUUUCAUGAGUUAGCACAUCUACUGUAUAUGGUAUCUGUUUAAUGUAAUAGAGGAAUGAAUAUUUUUAACUACGCGGAGAGUAUAAAGCUAGUGGACAAAAACCCUAAGGGCAAAUGCAACGGCAGAUAGAGCUCAAUAUUAUUCUGGAAACGAAAGACUUACUGGCAGAGUACCUUUAUCCGACAAAGACAAGGGACACUGAAAUGGCCAUUUCUGGCUUAUUAGCCGUCGUCAGCCGAAAAUUUAAAGAUAUGAUUUGCCACCAAAUCAGUGCAGGACACGAUAUUUUUAUGCGUGUCAUCUACAAAAUAUAUUUGAAUUUAUAAGGGCAUCGAAGAUCGAUAUAAAAAUGCCUACUAUUUAGUAGUCAUAUUUUACCGAGUGCUCUCAUUGGAGGUGACCGAAAAGAAGGGCAUUUAAAAUCCAACACCCUGAUAUAUCUGACAAAUUACGGUAUUAUGCUGCAAGAUAACCAAUAUUACAACCGCGCUUAAGUAAUCCUACCUAAUCGAAAACGCAAUUUAGAAUUUCGGAUAACAUUUAAUUAAAUUGGUCACUGACUGCAAGCCAAAUGAUCUGGAGCACUUUUCUCCCGCUCAAAGUUUGAGAUGCGGGCGCUUACAAAGGAAACCUGAUCACCGAAAACAGCAGCAGAUUAUUCUGAUGCCCACAGAGCAUCCAAUAUUGUUGUUUUACAAACUUCCAGGAAGUCGCCCACUGCACCGACGACGUAUAUUUGCAGCCGCAGAUGAGAACUGGACGUCUGAUGAGGCCAGAUUGGGAUAA
Messenger RNA from Spirometra erinaceieuropaei, 4652 nucleotides. Lineage: Eukaryota; Metazoa; Platyhelminthes; Cestoda; Diphyllobothriidea; Diphyllobothriidae. The record is from the annotation of a GenBank genome assembly.